Hylaeus volcanicus is the source of this 1836-nucleotide messenger RNA. RefSeq lists its product as uncharacterized. Gene Ontology annotation, biological process: DNA replication. The transcript is spliced from 4 exons. Lineage: Eukaryota; Metazoa; Arthropoda; Insecta; Hymenoptera; Colletidae. The record is from RefSeq and is a predicted model, not a curated record. Bases 1 to 1836 code for a protein of 611 amino acids. Gene Ontology annotation, molecular function: nucleotide binding; DNA binding; DNA-directed DNA polymerase activity.
AUGACAUUGAACCAAAUUAAAAAGUUUGAACACGUCAACAACGUCUCCAUCAACGUCUACACCACUGAAGAGAAGAAGGUUCUGCCGAUACGGCUCGCCACACAGAAGAUGGAGAGACACGUCAAUUUGCUGUAUUUAGAAGGAGCAAACGGCGUGGGGCAUUUCGCGUGGAUACAAAACUUAUCGCGCCUCGUGAGCUCACAAUUGAGUAAAAGUAAUCAUCGAAAAUACUUUUGCGAUAGAUGCUUGCACUACUUUAGUUCGAGUAAGAAGCUGGAAGCUCACACCGUAGAUUGCGAGAAGAUGAAUGAUUGCGCAAUCGUAUUACCAGAUGAUGACAGCAAGUGGCUCAGCUUCAACAACUACACCCGGAAAGAGCGACUUCCAUUUGUGGUGUACGCCGACCUCGAGUACAUUCUAGAGAAAACUGAUCGAGGAGCGCCAAGAUACACGUAUCAGCAUCAUAAAGUAUUUAGUAUUGCAUAUUAUGUUCAAUGCGCGUACGAUUCGUCCUUGUCGGUAUACCGAUGUCGUCGUGAUGCGAAUUGUGUUUCCUGGUUCUUCAAAGAAUUAAAGAAUUUAGCACAUUUUGUUAAAUCAAUUUUAUCAAAUAACAUACAAAUGGAUGAUUUAACGAGCGAACAGCAGGAGGCAUUUCGUAACGCGACGCAUUGUCACAUUUGCGAAAAACCGUUUGGAGAAAACAAUACGAGGGGUGUUUUUCCGUACGAGUACAUUGACUGUGCCGAAAAGUUGGAACAAUCAUGUUUGCCAUCGCGCGAAUCAUUUUACAGUUCCUUGACGGGUGAUACAGUAUCGGAGAGCGAGUACGCCCACGCCGAGAACGUGUGGACACGGUUUUCCAUUCAAACGCUGGGCGAGUAUAGCGAUUUGUAUUUGAAAACAGAUGUCUUGCUGUUGGCCGAUAUUUUUGAAAACUUUCGUGAAAGCUGUAUAACAAGUUACGGACUCGAUCUCGCGUAUUAUUACACUCUGCCCGGUUUUACGUGGGAUGCCAUGGUGAAGCAUACAAAAGUUAAUUUCGAAUUACUAACAGAUAUCGACAUGGUCCUGUUUAUCGAACGCGGUAUACUCGGCGGAUUAAGUCAAUGUUCAAGUAGAUACGCGAAAGCCAAUAAUAAAUACAUGCAGUCGCACGAUCCAUCGAAAGCGUCGUCGUACUUGAUGUACUUGGAUGUGAAUAAUCUGUAUAGGUGGGUAAUGUGUCAACCAUUGCCAUAUGCAGAAUUUCGAUGGGUCGACAACGUUGCAAACUUUGACGUGUCUUCGAUUGCUGCAGAUUCGCCUACGGGUUACAUUCUAGAGGUUGAUUUAGAAUAUCCGCAACGUUUGCACGACAUUCACGGCGACUUGCCGUCCUGCCCCACACGUGGCAAACCACCUGGCAAAAGAGAGGACAAGCUGCUCGCAACUUUAUACGAUAAGCAGCGCUACGUUAUCCACUAUCGUAACCUGCAGCAAUGCACGCGACAUGGUAUUCGUAUUACAAAGAUACACCGCGUCCUCCAAUUCGCACAAUCACCGUGGUUCCGCGAUUACAUCGAAUUAAAUACAAAGUUUAGAACUCUCGCUACAAACGAUUUUGAAAAGAAUUUGUAUAAAUUGAUGAACAAUGCGGUAUUUGGCAAAACUAUGGAGAAUGUGCGCAAUCACGUCGAUGUAAAAUUAGUAUCAAAAUGGGAAGGGAGAUAUGGUGUGGAGGCAAUGAUCGCAAAACCAAAUUUCCACAGCUGUAGCGUGUUUUCGGAAGACUUAGUCGCCAUCGAACUGCGAAAGCUUGCGGUGAAGUUCAACAAACCAAUCUAUGUGGGAUGA